Molecule: messenger RNA, 1432 nt
Organism: Drosophila virilis
Lineage: Eukaryota; Metazoa; Arthropoda; Insecta; Diptera; Drosophilidae
Gene: RNaseX25
Product: Ribonuclease X25
Biological process (GO): RNA catabolic process
Cellular component (GO): extracellular region
Molecular function (GO): ribonuclease T2 activity; RNA binding
Source: RefSeq, a predicted model, not a curated record
CUGUUAGCAAUUCAACAGCAGCGCAAAAGAAAAAUACAAAAACAAAAAGUGCAUAAAUAAACUAUACAACUUAUUUUUUUUGCUAAUAUUUAGAUUGACACGAUAGAAAGCAACACAAGUGUUUUUGAAAACAACACAAGUGUAUGGCUUGCAAUAGCUGAAGAAAAUGCGUCAUAUUUACACCAAAUAAUUUACUUACGCUACGUUAUUUUAAAACAAAAGUCAAUUAUGCAGAUGCAGCAACAACGUUUGGUUUUUCUGACGGUUUUGUUAUGCAGCCUUGCUGCGACAAAGGCGAGCCCGCUGAGCCUCAACCUAGAUGAAAUAUCGGACUCUGGUAUCGCCCUGUCCAACCUGACCUGGGGCGAGUCGAGCAGCUCCGUGGAACAGCCGCUGCAGCGACCCAAUGCCGCCGAUUUCUCCGAUGAGGAUGAGGACGACGAGUAUUAUCCAUUGUAUAUGAAUGAAUUGGGCAGAGACGCGCACAGCUGGGACGUGCUCAUAUUCACGCAGCAAUGGCCCGUGACCACCUGCUACCACUGGAGGGAGGAGGAUCCGACGCACGAGUGCACGUUGCCGCAGAAGAAGGAGUUCUGGACCAUACACGGCAUCUGGCCCACCAAAAUUGGCCAGAUCGGACCAAACUUUUGCAACAGAUCCGCCGAAUUCAAUCCGGAUCAGCUGCAAGCGAUUAUUGAUCGCUUAAACACCUACUGGAUGGACCUGGAGGGCGACUCAUCACAGGAAUAUCUCUGGAAGCACGAAUGGCUGAAGCACGGCACCUGCGCCGCCGUGCUCGAUGCCCUCGACAAUGAGCUAAAGUACUUUGGCCAGGGCCUGAAGUGGCGCGAACAAUACGUCAUAGCCAACAUACUGGAUGCGGCGGGCAUACAUCCCGACUCCAACAAUACGGUCAUUGCUUUGAACAAUGCCCUGGUGCGCGGCCUGGGCAAGAAUCCCUCCAUACAUUGUCUAUUCGAUGGCAAGCACGACAUAAGCUUUUUGUCGGAAAUCCGAAUUUGUUUUGACAAAACACUGCAGCUGAUCGACUGCGAUGGCGUCAAGCUGGGCGAUGUGGUGGCCAUCAAGUAUCCUGGCGGCACAGUGAACACCAAUUGCCACAUUGGCAAUCCUGUGCAUUAUCCCAGCCUGGUUCCUCCGCUGCUACGCAAAGAGCAAUGGAAAUUCCCCUUGGUCAAUGUCUACAAGCUCUUGCAGUUUCUCAUGUGGUUCACAUUGUAAAGUCCUCCAAUCUUCAGUCCGUCUUUACGUUCUAGUAGCUAAGUUGACGCAUCAUUUGUUAUAACCCUCACAGACAUCGAGAUCCUAUUACAACAUAUUUCUUUAUGUAAUUGUAUUAAACGUAUAAACCCUGGACCUGAGGCUAAAUUGUAUUAAAACGACGCACGUGAUCGAGCAAAUAUCACUACUA